Messenger RNA from Paramecium pentaurelia, 273 nucleotides. The record is from the annotation of a GenBank genome assembly. NCBI's taxonomy places the organism in Eukaryota, Ciliophora, Oligohymenophorea, Peniculida, Parameciidae.
AUGAAUAUGAAAAGGGAAUUAUUGAAUUAGCAAAUAAUUAUUUAAAUAAACAUAAAAGACAAUUUAAAUUCCAUCUUAAAUGUUAAUGAGACCAAAUUUUACAUUUUUAAAAACUAAUGUGAUUAUUACUUUCAUUGGUUACCAUAUUUAGUGUUUCACAUUUUUUUAAACACAUAAAGUUUCUUGAAUGGCAUAAAGGAGAUAAGAAAAGAAGAGUUCUAAGAAUAAUCAUAUGUAAUUUGCUUACAAUAAUAGGUUGUAUUAUAGUAUUGA